Messenger RNA from Heteronotia binoei (common prickly gecko), 1982 nucleotides. It is a transcript of the gene ASB14, whose product is annotated as ankyrin repeat and SOCS box containing 14. Gene Ontology annotation, molecular function: protein binding. NCBI's taxonomy places the organism in Eukaryota, Metazoa, Chordata, Lepidosauria, Squamata, Gekkonidae. The transcript has 9 exons. Gene Ontology annotation, biological process: intracellular signal transduction. The record is from RefSeq and is a predicted model, not a curated record. Bases 73 to 1833 code for a protein of 586 amino acids.
AACUUGGAUUCCAGGCAUAGGACAGUUAUUUAUUCCCAUCUGGUUUAGUGUGCUGAGCCAUGUGGUUUUAACAUGUACCACACUGCAAAUGCAUACGAUGAUCUUGAUGAUGACAUUUCUACUCAAUAUGUCAUUCAACAAAGUUUGCAGGAUGUGCAUAAGAAUGAGACGGUGACCACAGCAGAGAACAACAGAUCUCAUUUUGCCACAAGUGCAAAUCACAGAAAGAUAAUCACUGCCAUUAGAACAGGUGAAGAAGAGACUUUGCUUAAGUUGAUAAGCCACAGUUCUGCUUUUCAGGAACAAGAUGAACACGGCUGCCUUCCUUUACAUGAAGCUGCAGCCCAACUGAACAAACGUAUCCUAGAAAUAACUCUGAAAGCUUCAGACCCCACUGUAUGGCAACAGACAAAUGUGAAAGGAGAGACACCUCUCUUCGUAGCAGUGGAUAAAUGUCUUGUGGAAAAUGUCCAUUUUCUGCUACUCAAUGGCUGUAAUCCUAAUAUUAAGAAUGAAGAUGGAGACUCUCCUUUAUUUAUAGCUGUUCAACAUGACUCCUAUGAAAUUGCCUCCUUGCUGAUUCAAUUUGGUGCCAACGUCAAUCUGCAGUGUGUCAACAAGAGGACAGCUUUACAUGAGGCAGCCAAGCUUGGCAGAAAAGGCAUGGUGGAAUUUCUGCUUUGGUCUAAAGCAGAUCCUGAUCCACGGAGUUCAUAUGGCCUUACUCCUCUAGCACUGGCAGCACAGAAUGGGCAUACAGAAAUUCUGGAAAUCUUACUGCACAAAGGCGCCAAUGUUCUUUCCCAGGCAUCAGAUUCUGCAUCCAUAUUAUUUGAAGCUGCUGGAGGAGGAAAUCCAGACUCUGUCUCGCUUCUCCUAGAUUAUGGGGCUGAUGCCAAUGUACCAAAGCAUUCAGGUCAUCUGCCCAUCCACAGAGCUGCUUAUAGAGGACACUUAUUACUUUUACAAAUCUUGGUUCCUGUGACAGAUUACUCUGCCAUAAAGGAGAGUGGAAUCAGUCCAGUUCACUCAGCAGCCGCAGGAGGCCAUCCUCAGUGCCUUGAGUUCCUUCUCAAAUAUGGAUUCGAUGCCAAUUUCAUGUUGCAUCAGAGAGUCCGCAAAGGUUACGAUGAUGAAAGGAAAUCAGCUUUGUAUUUUGCUGUCUCAAAUGGGGAUAUUAACUCUGCUCGGCUGCUACUAGAAGCUGGAGCCUUACCCAACCAAGACCCUGUUAACUCUCUCCAGGUGGCCUUAAGAAUGGGCAACUAUGAGCUUGUGAGCCUCCUUCUUCGCCAUGGGGCCAACGUGAACUACUACUGCAGGGUUAAUACAACACAUUUCCCAUCGGCUCUGCAGUACACACUGAAAGAUGAAGUCAUGUUAAGAAUGUUACUGAAUUAUGGGUACGAUGUGGACCGUUGCUUUGACUGUUCUCAUGGAGACAAGAAUUCCCAGUACAUGUUUGAAGGAUGGACCUCUACAGUUAUUAAAGACAAUAUGUUCUGUGAAGUGAUAACUGUAGCAUGGUUAAAGCACCUCUCUGGAAAAAUAGUACGCGUGAUGCUAGAUUAUGUGGAUCGUAUAAGACUCUGUUCUAAACUUCAGGAUGUUCUUCAAGAGCAAAAAUUCUGGCCAGAAAUCAAUACCAUUUUGACAAACGUCCGACCCUUGAAACAUCUUUGCCGUUUGAAAAUCCGGAAGUGCUUAGGACGUUUGCGCCUACGUUGUCCUGUCUUCCUGACAUUUCUGCCACUACCAAAUCGCUUGAAAGAUUAUAUACUCUAUAAGGAAUAUGAUCUCUAUGGAGAAGGAAAUCUGAAAGGCAAUUACUAAUUCAAGAUCAUAAGUUUAAGAUAUUAACCAAAACUAACAUAUAUAUUAUGUAAUUGUUUUCUCUAUAUAGUAUUGACUGUUUUUUUAUGUAAUGUACGCACAAGUAGCUUAAAAAUUCACUGGGUAAUAAAACAAAACCUGUUGCAGAA